CGCGGCGCUGGGCUCGGCGGUGCGCUGCGCUCUGCACGCCGGCUGCAAGCGCGAGGGGCUGCUGAGCGCCCGGCGGACCCAGGCGGCGCCCGGUCGACGCGGGCCCGACCUCCCUCCAGUUGCUUUCACUUAUUAACUUCUGAGGUAAACAAAUUGAAAGAAUGAGUGAACUGGAACAAUUGAGGCAGGAAGCCGAACAACUGCGGAAUCAGAUCCAGGAUGCUAGAAAAGCGUGUAAUGAUGCAACACUUGUUCAGAUCACAUCAAAUAUGGAUUCCGUGGGCCGAAUACAAAUGCGAACGAGACGUACACUGAGGGGUCACCUAGCCAAAAUCUAUGCCAUGCACUGGGGAUAUGAUUCAAGGCUACUAGUCAGUGCUUCCCAAGAUGGAAAAUUAAUUAUUUGGGAUAGCUAUACAACAAAUAAGAUGCAUGCUAUUCCUUUGCGGUCCUCCUGGGUGAUGACCUGUGCUUAUGCUCCCUCUGGUAAUUACGUUGCUUGUGGAGGACUGGACAACAUCUGCUCCAUAUAUAACUUAAAAACCAGAGAAGGAAAUGUGAGAGUGAGCCGAGAGUUACCAGGUCACACGGGCUACUUGUCCUGCUGCCGUUUUUUAGAUGACAGCCAAAUUGUUACAAGUUCAGGAGAUACAACUUGUGCUUUGUGGGACAUCGAAACUGCCCAGCAGACCACCAUGUUCACUGGGCAUUCUGGAGAUGUCAUGAGUCUUUCUCUGAGUCCCGACAUGAGGACUUUUGUCUCUGGUGCUUGUGAUGCCUCUUCCAAGUUAUGGGACAUUCGAGAUGGAAUGUGUAGACAGUCUUUCACUGGACACGUAUCGGAUAUUAAUGCUGUCAGUUUUUUCCCAAACGGAUAUGCCUUUGCCACUGGCUCUGAUGAUGCCACUUGCCGGCUCUUCGACCUCCGUGCAGACCAAGAGUUGUUAUUGUAUUCUCACGACAAUAUCAUCUGUGGAAUCACUUCCGUAGCCUUCUCCAAGAGCGGGCGCCUUCUGUUAGCUGGUUAUGAUGACUUUAAUUGUAACGUAUGGGACACGCUAAAAGGAGACCGUGCAGGUGUCCUUGCUGGUCAUGACAACCGUGUCAGCUGUUUAGGUGUAACUGAUGAUGGCAUGGCUGUAGCAACAGGCUCUUGGGACAGUUUUCUUAGAAUCUGGAAUUAACAAUGCAUACGAAGUUUCUCUUCUCCGUCGGUAUCUGGAGAAAUCAGUGCUACAGCCUAUAGCUGUGAAAAAAAUUCUACCUUAUAUUUGCAGGUGAAGAUUUUUCUAUUGAGAUUAUUAUAUACAAAAAGCAGCUUUCAGUAAACUAUAAAACACACAAAAAAAAGGUGGAAAAAACAAGGCAAAGGUGCUUGCUGAGAUCAAAAAGACCAGUGUGUUAAUUUGAGCAGUCGAGCUGAUUUAACCUGAUGAAUUUUUGCUUGUACUCAGUCUAAUUCUUUAUUUUCUUUGUGUAGAACAGAAUAUACACAUUAUAGCAGCCUCUAUCAUGUUUGAUUGUUUGCAUUUUUUAAGAACUACAUUUUUAACUUUGUAUGCGUAAGAAAUGUCACAUUUUUGAGCUUUGUAAUGGAGGAACCAAGCACAGUAACAGGUGGAAGUGAUAUCAUACGUGUGUGUGAUGUUAAGCAAGUCUCCUUGAAUUCUGACCUUCCUUUUUAGUUGAAAAGAGAUCCUGGUUGCUUAGUGUUUAAGAAUGCUGACAGGCCUCGGUACCUCUGAGGGGAGUCCUUUUGAAUGUUAUUAGUUUCUGGUGCAUCCUUUGCCAUCUUAACAGUUUAAAUAAAUGCUCUUUUUCAGUUCUUUGAGGGGGAGAUAAUCUGAAGGCCAGGGAAUAAAGAUUUCACUCUGAAAUUUUAGACAUACAUAAGAAAAAAUUAUAUUAAUAAUGGGUAGAUAGCAGUAAUUGCGUAUAAACAGUUCUCGACAUUUUAAAAAGCUGGUUAUGAUCAAAUGACACUUUGAGUAACCCUCUAAAUAGUUGGCCUUUCCUAUUGAUUUCAUAUUCUAGCACUGAGUUUGUAGAGUGCACUCAUUAUUUCAGAGAUUGAGAACAUUUGGAUGGUCCUUGUGUCUAAAGAAUUUUUCCCAGUGUUCCCCGUCAGUAUGCAUCUAGAUAGGAAAUGUGAUGGUGUUACGUUUAUGAAAGAAGUGUAAAAUCUAACCAUUUACUAGACCUGAUUAGUUAUAAUUGUAACAAGGUGGAUUUAUGAAUUUAUGUUGACAUAAUAUAAAAUCUGAACUGAUGUAAACUGUGCCUUCAAAGUUUAAAAAAGGAAACAUUCAAGCUUUUUGCUCUUCUGUAAUAUUUCUUCCCUUAGCAUAAGAUACUGGUUUCUAAGUGGUUUUGCUUCCAAGGAUGCCUAGACCCAAGUGACCCCACUUGAAAGCCAAAAGAAAAAUUGCAAGAGCAGUUCUUAAAGGAAAAUCGUAAGCAGUUCUUGUGUUUGUCAAUGGUAUGAUAAUGUGACUAUCACUAGGAGGGCCCCCCUGAAUUUAAACAAACAUACUUUUCCCGUUGAAUUUUCUCCUACAAAUAAAUCUAAAUGAUUGACAAAUAGAACAUUGUUAGUCUUGCUUGAUGGUGAAUAGAGAAGUGUAUUGUGUUUUGUAACGUAGUAAACUGUCUGUUACUGUUGAGAUGGUCUCUGUUAACUUUUGAUCACCUGUAACCCUAACCUAAAUACUCCCAAAUUUUACUUGUAAAUUUUCAUUUUUAUAUCGUGAAUGUGCUAAGUGCAUCAACUAACUAUAAUAAAGUCGGUGUCAGUUUUGUUUGAGAUCAGUUGAUAUUAAAAGUAGAGAAUAAAAUGGAUAAAGGAAGAUUAAGAUACAGGACCAAAAAACCAGACUAUUGUAGAUGGCAAGCAUGAAUGUAUAUUUAUAUACACAUUAUUAUAAGAUUUCUAUGGACUUUUUGCUGUUAAUGUUUGUGGACUAUUUAUAUCACUUCAUAAAGAGCAGCUCUUUGAGAUAAGGCAAGAAUAUUUUAAAAGAACAUAUUCAUUUCCCAAAAAAGGGAGGAGGUGAGGGUUUGCCAUGCAGUUCAGUCAUUCAUUCCAAAACCCUGUUCAGAAAGC
Molecule: messenger RNA, 3103 nt
Organism: Diceros bicornis minor
Lineage: Eukaryota; Metazoa; Chordata; Mammalia; Perissodactyla; Rhinocerotidae
Gene: GNB4
Product: G protein subunit beta 4
Exons: 10
Coding region: 162-1184 (340 amino acids)
Biological process (GO): G protein-coupled receptor signaling pathway
Cellular component (GO): heterotrimeric G-protein complex; cytoplasm
Molecular function (GO): protein binding; signaling receptor complex adaptor activity
Source: RefSeq, a predicted model, not a curated record